AGCAGGGUGGCGGCGAGGGGGUGGGGGCCUAGAAGGGUAAGUCCCCUCCUUCGCCGGCUGCCCACCCACUCACCCACCGCAAGCCAGCUUUUUUCUUGUUAUUUGUGCUCUGGGAAAGCACGCCGGGCUCCUGGAAGAGCCGCCUGUUACCUGGGCUUUCAGGAAAAGCCGCAGCCCCGGGAUCUGCGCCUGUCCCCGCCCCCACCCCGGGGCCUCAGAGCAUCUGGGCCACCCUGUCCGGGAAGAGGCCCUGCACUCGGCCAGCAGCCUGGAGAGUCACCGAGGGAUGAGGACGCCACAGCCCGGGGGAGCACCCUUUAUGCUCUCGCGGCCCCGAGCGCGCAGCGCCCAGGAGCCGGAUAGAGCCUGACGCCCUGUCGUCUCCCCUCGCGCACAGGGCUCUGCGAGUGAUCCGGCCGGCCAGCUCCCUGCUGCAUGGAACGGCUGCAGAAGCAACCACUUACCUCCCCUGGGAGCGUCAGCUCCUCCCGAGGCUCCAGUGUUCCGGGCUCUCCCUCCAGCAUCGUGGCCAAGAUGGACAAUCAAGUGAUGGGCUACAAGGACUUGGCUGCCAUCCCCAAGGACAAGGCCAUCCUGGACAUCGAGAGGCCUGACCUCAUGAUCUACGAGCCCCACUUUACCUAUUCUCUGCUGGAACACGUGGAGCUGCCCAGAAGCCGGGAGCGCUCGCUGUCACCCAAAUCCACAUCCCCCCCACCAUCCCCAGAGGUGUGGGCGGAGAGCCGGUCCCCUGGAACCCUCUCUCAGGCUUCAGCCCCAAGAACCACUGGCACGCCCCGGACCAGCCUGCCCCAUUUCCACCAUCCUGAGACCACCCGCCCAGAUUCCAACAUCUACAAGAAGCCACCCAUCUACAAGCAGAGAGAGUCCACAGGAGGCAGCCCUCAGAGCAAGCACCUCAUUGAAGACCUCAUCAUCGAGUCGUCCAAGUUCCCUGCAGCGCAGCCUCCCGACCCCAACCAGCCAGCCAAGAUCGAAACAGACUACUGGCCGUGCCCCCCGUCGCUGGCCGUUGUGGAGACAGAGUGGAGGAAGCGGAAGGCGUCGAGGAGGGGGGCUGAGGAGGAGGAGGAGGACGACGACGAUGACUCCGGGGAGGAGAUGAAGGCUCUCAGGGAGCGUCAGAGAGAGGAACUCAGUAAGGUUACUUCUAACUUGGGAAAGAUGAUCUUGAAGGAAGAGAUGGAAAAGUCAUUGCCUAUCCGACGGAAAACCCGCUCUCUGCCUGACCGGACACCCUUCCAUACCUCCUUGCACGUGGGAACAUCGAAGUCUUCUUCCCUCCCCGCCUACGGCAGGACCACCCUGAGCCGGCUUCAGUCCACAGACUUCAGCCCAUCUGGGAGUGAGACCGAAAGCCCAGGCCUGCAGAACGGAGAGGGCCAGAGGGGGAGGAUGGACCGGGGGAUCUCCCUUCCCUGUGUGCUGGAGCAGAAGAUCUAUCCUUACGAAAUGCUGGUGGUGACCAACAGGGGGCGAACCAAGUUGCCUCCAGGUGUGGAUAGGAUGAGGCUUGAGAGGCACCUGUCAGCAGAGGACUUCUCAAGGGUCUUUUCUAUGUCUCCCGAAGAGUUUGGCAAGCUGGCUCUGUGGAAGCGAAACGAACUCAAGAAAAAGGCCUCUCUCUUCUGAUGGCCCCCACCUGCUCUGUGACUGACCCUCACCCUUGCCGCUUCAGGGCUCUGGAGCUGGGGUCACUAGACCCCCAAGCAUCAUCUCUGGGGGGAGCAGGGUGGUGGGGCAGAGGUGGGGUUGGCUCCGUUGCCGAGGUCGAGGGAGAGCAAGGCCUCUGCAGUGCUGGGGCUUGGGGACGUGGACCUCCUUCCCCAUGAUGAGCUAGGGGUGGGGGCCCCUUCUCUCAUCCCUGGUCCUCGCUGCACAGGGCAAACCCAGCGUGCACUCCAGCACACGCAGAGUUAGUGUCUGCACCCUCUCCCUGCCCCCACCCCCGUGUGAAGGUCCCCAGAAGAGAGUGACGAGACACGAACAUGACACUUAGUGGUCAAGCCUGUCUGCUGUCCCGACCAACGGGUGGGAAGCACCCUCGGGCCUGGUAGGAGGCACGUGAGGGUGGGAAGCAGCCACGCAGGCAGAGAGCGCCCAGGACCCUCUGUGCACCCAAGCACUCCUCUGCAGCUCACCUGGGACGGGUUCCCCUGCCCCUGGGCCUCCCGCCUCUCAGCCUCCAGCAGGGAGGCCACCCAGCCCUCUAGCUCACCCUGUCCUCUCCUUGUGACCCCCAAGCUUCAAAGCCUCUUGCUCCAGCCCUGAGGCUUCCCUAGAAGCCUCGGCUUAGAGUGGAGAUGUCGCCUAUACAGACCCGCAGCCCAACAUCAGCCUUCAGGCUGAGUCGGCUAGAAUGCUACCUUCUAGCAUCCAGGGCCCGGGCAGAGCCCAGGCCUUUGGGCUCCCCUGGACGGGAUGGGGAGCCAGGCUGAGAGUCCUGGCUACCAGGUCCCACCCACACCCCUGCAUCCCCCACCACGCUCUCUAAAGAAUGUAAUUUAUUGGGGCACCCCCCAGCUGCUUUCCUCACCUAACUCUGCCCUACCUUAAUCACGCUCCCAGCUUUUCUUCUCUCCAAAUACACGUGUAUAUAAUUAUAUAUAUAUAUUUUGGCCGGGGUCUGGGUUUUGUUCCUGCCCAGACCCCGACAUCCCUUUCCGCCGUGUGUGUGUGAUGAUGCUGGGGGAGGGGGACUCUGCUUGGAAUUAAAAGGUUGCAUCGGGGCCCCAUAUCUAUUUCUUCUUUAUGAGCCGCCAGAUCUGAGAGGGACAGGUGAUGCCAGGCUGAGAAAAGCCACGGAGCGAGGGUUCAAAUGGCGGGGUACACAGAGCUGGAGGAGAGAGAGCGAUGGCACACAUCCUACCCUCCCCCAUCCCUGGGCCAGAAAAGCGGGGGGCAGUCUAGCAGGUCCUGUCUGCCUCCUCUCCUUCAGGGGCUGUGCAGUGGUGACAUGGAUGAGGGGACAGAAACUCACACUCUGGAGCAUGAAUAUAGAGCCAGCUGGGAGAAAAGGCUCUGCCCUUCACUGGGCCCCUAAAUGCACCCCCUUGGCGGUCAGGCUCAUCAGCAGCUGACAUGGUUGUACCCCUCCAGGUCUAUGACACUCACAGUUCAAUGGGGAGGCCAAACACCCAGUAAAGGUCAACUGUGUAGGAGUGGGCAGUGAGCUGAUAGUCGAGGGUCAGGCGGGGAAAACUAAGGGGUGGAGAAAUGAUGGGGGAAAUCCAGCAGGAGCAAGGGUCAAGUGGAGGCCAAGGGAGCAUGAGUAGCUUGGUCCUGGAUGACUUGGCAGGACCGCCCAGGGGCAGUAGACAUGGAACGGGCCUGCUGCAGUGGGUGGAGGGGGUGAAGACGGGACUGGAAGAUCAGGACUUUGGGUGUGAGGGCCGGCGGGGAUGGGGCCGGCUCACCUGCGGGGAACAGAACCUGGGUUUGGGCACCUGAAGAGGUACGCAGUCCAGAGGACCCGGUGAGUUGGAGGGGGCCCUGCGUGUGAACCCAAGACUGGACCUGGCACCUGAAUCAACUCUCCUGCCCUUGGAGGAGUUUCUAGCCCCUUUGGCUGAAACAAAAGCAAAGUGGAUAAGAACUGCUCAAGUGUGAACGAUUAAACUGUAGGAGUUCUGCUACAUGCACAACAUUGAUCGUCUUAACAAACUUGCGAGGUCAACGGCACAGGUUGUUUUCAUCCUUCUCGAGAAUGAGAAAACCGUGGAAGAGAGACAUUUCACAAGCCUGAAGCUACAAGCAACUAAUGAUUGCAGACUGGAAACACACAUCCCAGUUUCUUCACUGCUAACCUGGGUCAUUCCCAGUAUAGACACAGUUGCCUCUCUAGGGGCAGCAAAAAGAGGAAUGGUACCCACACACACGUACCCAGGAUUAGGUGUUCAGCAAAAGUUUGGAAGGCUUAUCCCAUUCCGGCAUGAGGGAAACGGGUGACAAGGCCAGCACCCCCCUGUCCACGGAGCUCCCAAGCUCUUGAGCACCAAGGGGUGUGAGGAGUGUUUGAUCACAGUGCACUGGGAAAUGUUUGUGGUGCGAGCAGACUGGACUCGAAGUCCUAAAGGAUCUGAAGUUCCUGAGAAUUUAGAGCGGCUCAAAGUGGAGGUCUGUCCUAAAAUAAAACCUUGGUGAUUAUUUA
Lagenorhynchus albirostris (white-beaked dolphin) is the source of this 4171-nucleotide messenger RNA. RefSeq names its product dematin actin binding protein (gene DMTN). The coding region runs from base 436 to 1653 and encodes 405 amino acids. The transcript has 16 exons. The record is from RefSeq and is a predicted model, not a curated record. Gene Ontology annotation, cellular component: plasma membrane; actin cytoskeleton. NCBI's taxonomy places the organism in Eukaryota, Metazoa, Chordata, Mammalia, Artiodactyla, Delphinidae. Gene Ontology annotation, biological process: lamellipodium assembly; actin filament bundle assembly; cytoskeleton organization. Gene Ontology annotation, molecular function: actin filament binding.